This is a messenger RNA of Carassius auratus (goldfish), 5656 nucleotides long. Its product is annotated as protocadherin-12-like. NCBI's taxonomy places the organism in Eukaryota, Metazoa, Chordata, Actinopteri, Cypriniformes, Cyprinidae. The transcript has 4 exons. Gene Ontology annotation, molecular function: calcium ion binding. The coding region runs from base 607 to 4113 and encodes 1168 amino acids. Gene Ontology annotation, biological process: homophilic cell-cell adhesion. The record is from RefSeq and is a predicted model, not a curated record. Gene Ontology annotation, cellular component: plasma membrane.
AGCCUCCUGCGUUCCUCCGCACCUCACUUUAAUGCUGACUGGAGUCCUGGGCCGGGAAGCAGCAGCUGUGUGUGAGUGAGUAGAGCUGUAGAAUAACACUGAUUCGGCUAAGGGAGAUGUUAACUUUAUUUAGAAAUUAGAAGGGUCUGGAAAUAUUAUUCUAUAUAGGUGAUUUUGUCUGAAUAGUGGUCAAUUAAUUUCCAUAGUAGUCUAUUGUUUAAUUAUUGUGGUGUGGUAUAAUGUGUAUGUUGUUAUCAGUAAAUCUCAUUGUCAAUAUAGAGUAACACAACUAUAAAGAUAUAACUUGGAAGCUUUGUGACAGUUAUCAUUUUAUCAUUUUUGUGACUUAUAUUUACUUUAAAUGGUAAUUUACAGAGCACCAAGUUGUGGUGCUACUAUCAUUCAUUUUUGACUCAAAGAGAGUCAAUUUUCUACUUUUUUUUUAACAUAGAGUAAGCAAAUGUGUAUAGGUUUUGAAUAUCUUUUGUGAAUUGUAGAUGUCUUUUCAUGCAUCAGAAUGCCUGUCUAGGUGCUUAGCACAUCUGACUCAUAAUUAGUAGAUACAUAGAUAUACGUAAAAGGAAAUAGGAAACCUCACACACAGUCAUGCUCCAGUUUUGGCUCAUUCUGGCAGCUCUUAUUGAGUGUCCACCCUGUCAUGCCCAGAAUAUGGACUCUGCUCCCCUCAUUAUCCAAUAUCAUGUCUGGGAAGAACAGCCCUCAGGGACGAGGGUGGGUCGCCUCCUGGACGAUCUACGUGAACGUGGGGAAACAGGAUCACUGGAAGACUUCCAGGUCGUGCAGCAUGGACAUGCUCUACCAGUCACAGUUGACUCAAGGGAUGGUACCGUGUCAACCCUACGCAGGCUGGACCGAGAAGAGCUUUGCUGGGGAGCAGAAUUUUGUGAGCUGGCCUUCAGUGUUCUCUACAGAAAGGGUGGUGCUAUGCAUUUCCUCUCGGUUCGUGUGGAGGUGAUGGACCAAAACGACCACAGCCCAGUCUUUCCCAGUCUUGUGCAGGAGGUGGAGAUCUCUGAGACAGCCUCACUGAGAAUGCGGAUCCCUCUGGAACGGGCUGUAGAUCCAGAUGCGGGACCGAAUGGCCUGCAGACCUACUCCCUGUCUUCCAACCAGCACUUUGCUUUGGAUGUCCGUACUUCUGGAGGGACCAAGCAGGCUGAAUUAGUGGUCAUCAAAGAACUGGACAGGGAGUUGCAGCCGUCUUUAGAACUGGUUCUAACAGCCUGGGACAAAGGGAACCCGCCAAAAUCAGGCAGCACUAAAGUUAUAGUCACAAUUCUUGACUCCAACGACAAUAGCCCUGUAUUUGAGGAGGCCCCAGGAGUCAUUGAACUAGCCGAGGACACCACUCAUGGGACGAUUGUUGUUAAUCUCCGAGCUACAGACCCUGAUCAAGGUGCUAAUGGGGAAGUUGAGUACUCUCUUAGUAAACAUGUCCCACUGGAAGUGCAAAGACUAUUCAGUAUCCAUCCCAAAACGGGUGUUUUGACUUUGCAAGGCCCUUUAGAUUUUGAAGAAAGGAAUGUGUAUGAGGUAGACAUCCAAGCUCGAGAUCUUGGGCCAAAUCCAAUCCCGUCUCACCACAAGUUGCAAGUCAAAUUGCGAGAUGUUAAUGAUAAUGCUCCUCGCAUACAUAUAACAUGGGCUCCGCAAGAUUCCCCUGUUGCAACCGUCUCUGAAGGAGCACCAAAUGAAACUUUCAUUGCUCUUGUAAUGGUAUCUGAUGCCGAUUCCGGGGCGAACGGGCAGGUACAAGUGCACAUUCUCAGUGGAUCUGGCCCCUUCAGACUCAAACAGAUCCAUGGAGACAAUUACAUGGUUGUAACCAAUGAUACACUGGAUCGUGAGAGACAAAUGAAAUACAAUCUUGCUCUUCUAGCUCAGGACAAUGGUGAUCCUUCUCUAUCCUGUAUCAAGCACCUGACUGUCCAUGUUUUGGAUGAAAAUGAUAACGCACCACUGUUUACAAAAAGUCUCUACCAGAGUGUCCUCGAAGAGAACAACACACCUGAGCUCAGUUUCUUGACUGUGGAGGCACAUGAUGUUGACCUGGACCUUGGUGGAAAGGUAUCAUUUUCUAUUAGAGAAUCAAAUGAACUUGGGACACCAACAGCAUUUUUCUCAGUCCACCCUAGCAGUGGGGCUGUGACUGUCCAACAAUCAUUAGACUAUGAGGAAUCACGCUCCUUCUCAUUUAUUGUGGAGGCUGUAGAUCAAGGAUACCCACCAAUGACCAGUAGUGCAACAGUGCUGGUUGAGAUACAAGAUGUUAAUGACAAUUAUCCCAUAAUCCAUGAGCCACUACCCAAGAAGGGAAUUGCAUUGCUAAGCAUCCCAGUGAAUGUGGACAAAGGAGAGAUAGUGACUGAACUUGGAGUCAAAGCUCUGGAGGUCAAUUACUCUUCCCUCAACAAACCCGAAGGUUUUCUGGCUACCACCAUUCGUGCAAGUGAUCCAGAUUCUGGUCUCAAUGGAAGACUCAGUUUUAGAAUUACAGAUGACAACCCUUCUAACCUAUUCUUCCUGGACGAAACUACUGGGCAGCUCUAUGUGAACACAACCAAUGCAACAGAACUGAUUAACAGAACUUUUAAACUGGGCAUUGCAGUAUCUGAUAUGGGAACACCUAUGCUAACCACAAGAACCACUUUGGAGGUGACUUUCAUCAACGUCUGUGACCACCUAAAGAACUUGUCUCAUGAUAACCAAGCCCAGUACAGUUUAACACUGCUCUUGGCCAUCUGCCUUGGAUCAACCUGCCUGGUAUUAUUUGUAGCCAUCGCUUUGGCCAAAACAUUCUGUCAUUCUGACAAACGGGACAACCGUGCUUAUAAUUGUAGGCAAGCUGAGUCAUCCUACACCCGUCACCCACGACGGCCCCAGAAACACAUUCACAAGACUGACAUCCAGUUGGUACCAGUGCUUCGGGGUCGUAAAGAAACUCCACGAGAUGAGGCAUUGUCGUGUGCAUCACCUUUAAUGGAAAAUACACAUCCACAGCGUCAGUUUGCCCUUACACCAAAUCUUGCUCGCAUGGCUCAAAAUCAAGCUCAUAUAGAAAUGGAUGGGAACCCACCAUUCACUCAAAGCAAGAUACUCAGAAAACCUGGGAGCAUAGAGUGGAAUGGAACACUUCCAUACAACCCAGGAACAAUUUAUCGAACCCUGCAAAAAACAAGAAAUUAUUCCUCCUCAUCUUUUGCGAACUCACAGACCAGCACACUCAGACGAAACAAAAAUGAAGAAGUCAAGAUAACGACCAUGGACCCCUCAGAAACCUUAACUUCAGUUCCCAGUAAUCAGGCCACAUUACGGAGACCAAAGACCACAGAAAGAAGAGGAAAGAUGGAAGAGUCAGACCACAGGCAGAUCCUAAGAAACCUUGUUCGACUCUCUAUGGCAGCCUUUGGAGAGAACGGUUCUAUUGAACUGUCCUCUGCCUCACCGGAGGUGCAACAGGUGUCCCAGCUCCUAUCUCUGUUGCAUCAGGGGCAACUUCAGCCUCGACCAAAUUUUCGUGGCAACAAGUAUUCCCACAGAACUGGCCGGUCAGGGGCUCAGGAUGCUGAUUGGCUGAGCACUAAAGACAGUGGUCAUGGAGAGAGUGAAAUGGGUGACAUGGACUGGGACUCACCUGUGGACCCCUUAUAUGAAGAAGGCCUUAACAAUCUGCUUACUUCUGAUGAUGUGUUCUCAGACAUUCCCGAUCCGGCGUGGAUGGCUCGUCUUUCUCUUCCUCUGACGACUGACUACCAUGAAAACCUGUUUGUCCCGGAUGGGCCGCCCUCCCCUGAUGCCCACUGUCCCAUGGCUGGUCCUGAUGAUUCCACUUCCUUCUCUACGUUUGGUAAAGCCCCGGAGAAGACCAUGCUGGGGGGCAGAGCUCUGAUUUCUGAAGUGAGCUCUCUGUUCGAGAUGCUGCUGACACAGAAAGCCGAUGGCCAGUCGUGUCCACCUGCUGACGUGCUCUACAGACUUUCAGCGGCUUAUAGACGUUCGCUUGGCUUAGACACACCUGCAAACGGAGGUGCUGCCCACACACGCCAACAAGGGCAAACUCCCAUAAUGCAGUAUGCCAACCCUGUGCCAUAACAGCAAAGAAUGUUUGGUUUCCGGUGCCAAAUCAUACAAGCCUCAGGAACACUCAGAAUAACAAAACAUCAUUUUCUGGUCUGGCUGGAACAGGCUAUGCCCAUAAAAACUAACUUUUAUUUUUUUUUAGAAGACAAAACUUUAUAGUGCAUCAUAAGACUGGAAUUGUUUUUUAUUUGUUUUGAUAUAUCCUUUUGCAAGAAGGUGCAGUUCAUGUAGUGCAUAGCAGAAAUGAGUCUGUCUCCUCUUAAGGAGCUGUUUAUAUCCUCUGAAGCACAAACAAGUCUUUUCUCUCAGAAGAAACCCAGGAAGUCUUCUGCUAGUCAUCCACAAACAGCAGGGUUUCCUGACAGCGCCCUCUGCUGGCUAGUUCGGCUAUUACUUCAUGCCGGUUCUCUAAUGUAAAUAUUAAUUUGUAUAGUUACAGGACAUGUAAUAAUUCAGAUAAUUUAGAAGUCAACCUAACACUGUAUUUGCAAGACUUGUUCAUCGUUGGUAAGGACUGCAAAGCACUGAUGACAAAAUUCAGUAAUGCUCUGAAUAGAACAGUUUUACUUUUUCUGUUAAAGAUAUAAGUUAUUGAUAUCAAAGCAAAGAUGUAUAUAUAUAUCUACUUUUUACUCAAUGUCAUUUUGUAUGUGUAGUGUUGUUUUUGUAUUCAUAAUUGACACAAUGGUUACUUUUUGUAAACUUUAUAAGAAUAUAAACAAUUAAACUUACUGUACUGUAUUAUUAUUAUUAUUAAGUUUACAUUGAAAACAUAUUUUAACCCUUAAACGCCCAUUGAAAAUAAAUAAAUAAAUAAAUAAGACUAAGAAUACAUCAAAAUCACUAUGAUGCAGCUGGUCUGAUUACAGCAUGGUCAUGAUUCUUUGAGAAUAUUAAAGAUAAUUGUGUGCCCCAGUAAAGCCUGCUGCACAUGGAACAAUUUUUAGGAUAAACUUAUUUAAAUAUGAACAGUAUGAUAUAGAGCUCGUACUCAGGAGGAAAAAACACCUGCAUUUUAUCCAGAGGCCCAUACUGAGCAAAAAUAUGCAAUUUGGUGCAGAUGUUGCACAUUUGUAUAUGGCAACAAGGUAAAAAAAAAAAUUGAUAGCUUCACAUGCAAAUACAUUUUUAUUUCAGUUACCAGCUUUUUACUUGCUAUGAAAUUAUACACUUCAAUUAAUCAAUCGGACAACCAGAGGCAUGUAGUAGAUUGUGCAACAGGUUUUUCAGCGAAGUCUAAUCAUUUAGAAACCCAUAUGUAUUACACACGAUAGCACUCCAAAAAGUUGACUAAUAAUUUAACUAAAUUAGUUUUACUAAUAGACUAAAAAUAUUCAAAACGCAAUUUUUUUUCUUCUGCCAAUGUGGAUAUAUCUAUAUGUAUUUUAAAGUUGCAUUCUAAAAUCUGAGGCAUUAUGUUUGAACAGGCUUUAGGCCGGUAGAACUCAAUGCUAGUAAUGAUAAUAGUGAUAAAAUUUCCCAAGUCAACAGUGGGGGGGAUGAUGGACUCCCCUGGUUCUCCCUAAAUGUCAUCACCCUAACACCUCCUGAAACU